GGAGGAGACUUGUGCUUUGUGUCGAUGGAGCAGUGCCCCUUUGUCCUAGGUCUCAGCAGUGAGAAUGCAGAGCUGGUCUUGGAUGCCUGUGUUCAGAUCACAGAGGGCAUGAAGACCAGAGAGAGACAACUCUUCCUCUUUAGCGACGUGAUUGUCAUCUCUAAGCUGAAGUAAGAUAUGGAACAUGAUGAGCACACACACACCGACACAGAAGGACCCAGACACACCGACACAGAAGGACCCAGACACACCGACACAGAAGGACCCAGACACACCGACACAGAAGGACCCAGACACACCGACACAGAAGGACCCCGGUCACACACCGACACAGAAGGACCCACACACACCGACACAGAUGGACCCAGACACACCGACACAGAAGGACCCACACACACCGACACAGAUGGACCCCCCCCACACACAAACCCGCCACAGACACGACACGAGGACCAGACACCGACACAGAAGGACCCACACACACGACACAGAGACCCACACAACCGACACAGAUGGACCCAAAACACACCGACACAGAAGGACCCACACACCGACACAGAGGACCCACACAACCGACACAGAUGGACCCCACACACCGACACAGAGGCCCAACACGACACAGAUGGACCCCACAGCACACACCGACACAGAUGGACCCACACACACCGACACAGAUGGACCCAGACACACCGACACAGAUGGACCCCACACACGACACGAUGACCGACACAGACACAGAGGACCCACACACCGACACAGAUGGACCCCCACACACAAGACCACACACGACACAGAAGGACCCAACACACCGACACAGAUGGACCCAGACACACCGACACAGAUGGACCCACCACACCGACACAGAUGGACCCAGACACACCGACACAGAUGGACCCACACACACCGACACAGAAGGACCCCCACACACCGACACAGAUGGACCCCCACACACACCGACACAGAUGGACCCAGACACACCGACACAGAUGGACCCCCACACACACCGACACAGAUGGACCCCACACACGACACAGAGGACCCACACACAAACCCAACACGACACAGAUGGACCCAGACACACCGACACAGAUGGACCCAGACACACCGACACAGAUGGACCCAGACACACCUACACAGAAGGACCCAGCCACACCGACACAGAUGGACCCAGACACACCUACACAGAUGGACCCAGACACACCACAAGAGUGACUCAGCUCCAAAGGCCAGAAACGAACGAUGCCCAACACACUACAGAUGGAAACACACCGCAAGAGACCGAACACUAACCAGAAGGACCGAAAGACCAGAUACCGAACCUAACAGUGGCCGAACAGACACAGAUGUACCAGACCAACCUACACAUGGACCAGACACACGACCGAUGUACCAGAACACUACACAGAGACCCCACUUACCAUACGCACAGAGGACCCAGACACACACCUACAUAGAUGCUGUAGCCUUAAGCAACCGAACCUGAUAAACCCAACACCUGUUAAGAUACCAUCGCUAGAACCUGUGACCUGUAGACCUGUAGACCUGUAGACCUAUAAACCUGUAGACCUGUAGACCUGUUGGCCUGUAGACCUAUAGACCUGUAGACCUGUUGGCCUGUAGACCUAUAGACCUAUAACUGACUGUAGACCUGACUAUGACCUGUAGACCUGUGCCUGUAGACCUAUAUACCUAUAGACCUGUAGCCCUAUAACACUGACUUAUUAGACCUUAGACCUGUAGACCUAUAAACCUGUAGACCUGUAGACCUGUAGACCUGUAGACCUGUAGACCUAUAGACCUGUAGACCUAUAACCUAUAGACCUGUAGACCUGUAGACCUGUAGACCUAUAACCUAUAGACCUGUAGAUCUGUAGACCUGUAGACCUAUAAACCUGUAGACCUGUAGACCUGUAGACCUGUUGGCCUGUAGACCUAUAUACCUGUAGACCUAUAAACCUAUAGACCUAUAGACCUGUAGACCUAUAACGAACCUGUAGACCUGUAGACCUAUAAACCUAUAGACCUGUAGACCUGUAGACCUAUAAACCUAUAGACCUGUAGACCUGUAGACCUAUAAACCUAUAGACUGUAGACCUGUAGACCUGUAGACCUGUAGAUCUGUAGACCUGUAGACCUGUAGAUCUGUAGACCUAUAAACCUAUAAACCUAUAGACCUAUAAACCUGUAGACCUAUAAACCUAUAAACCUAUAAACCUAUAAGACCUGUAGACCUAUAAACCUAUAGACCUAGAGACCUGUAGAUCUGUAGACCUGUAGACCUGUAGACUUAACCUGUAGACCUGUAGACCUGUAGACCUGUAGACCUGUAGACCUAUAGACCUGUAGACCUAUAAACCUAUAGACCUGUAGACCUGUAGACCUAUAACCUAUAGACCUGUAGACCUAUAAACCUUAUAGCCUAUAAUCUGUAGACCUGUAGACCUGUAAACCUAUAAACCUAUAGACCUGUAAGACCUGUAGACCUAUAAACCUAUAGACCUGUAGACCUGUAGACCUGUAGAUCUGUAGACCUGUAGAUCUGUAGACCUGUAGAUCUGUAGGCCUGUAUUAGCGAAGUCAGUGUAACAGUGUAGCAGGAGGGUUUACAGUAAUGGAGUCUGAAAGGUGAAGUUAGUGAAAGAGCGUAGCAGGAGGGUUUACAGUAAUGGAGUCUGAAAGAUGAAGUUAGUGUAACAGUAUAGCAGGAGGGUAUAUGGUCGGGGAGUCCGGGGAAUUCUCUUUCCUAACAGCUUCUCUAUUAUAGUAAACAGUAAAGUCAUCGUUGGUCAUCUAAAUCCAAAGCAGAAAGCAGGGUGAUUUCCUCUAAGAGUGAUGUUAGCCCAAACAGGAAAUGGGUGACUGGAUGAACUUUCAUUUUCUCUUUAUCAUCUUUCUUCUCCUUUUUCAAUGUGAUAUAAAUAUCUAAGAUAAUGUUUGUAAACUCUAGCUCUGAGGUUUUAGCCCACUACAUUUGUAAAAAAAAAUAGACAGUGCACAUUUAGGUCAGAGUUUUUUGUUUUCUUAUUAUAAGAUAUUGACAGUAGUAAGCUCGUAGAUUAAACAAUACAGUAUGAAAGUAGAUUAGUGUAAUCCAAAUUUAAAUUCAGUUAAUGUAAAACUUGAUGCUAACCAAGAUAAAAUAUUCAGAAUGAUCUCUGUUUCAACGAAGACAAUGGACGCAUUCUUCAGGUCUCAAGUGGGUGUUCAGUCAAACGCUCUGGUCCAUUGAGUGAAGGCAGGUUUUCAUUUCACUCUACUGUACUUUGCUACCCUCUUUUUCAGCAGAGGCACCACGAGGAGCUAAAUACAUUUGUGACUAAUGCAGAUCUCUUCUUCUGAAUACAGUGCCUUCAGAAAGUAUUCACACCACUUGACAUUUUCUUACAGCCUGAAUUUAAAAUUGAUUAAAUUGAGACUUUGUGUCACUGAUCUACACACAAUACCCCAUAAUGUCAAAGUGGAAUUGUGUUUUUAGAAAUUGUUACUAGUUAAAUAUAAAUAAAAAGCUGAAAUGUCUUCAGUCAGUAAGUAUUCAACCCCUUUGUUAUGGCAAGCCUAAAUAAGUUCAGGAGUAUACAUUUGCUUAACAAGUCACAUAAUAAGUUGCACGGACUCACUCUGUGUGCGAUAAUAGUGUUUAACAUGAUUUUUGAAUGACUACCUCAUCUCUUUACCCCACGCAUACAAUUAUCUGUAAGGGCCCUCAGUCGAGCAGUGAAUUUCAAACACAGAUUCAAUCACAAAGACCAGGGAGGUUUUCCAAUGCCUCGCAAUGAAGGGCACCUAUUGGUAGAUUACAUUUUUUAAAAAUUAUAAUAAGACAUUGAAUUUCCUUUUGAGCAUGGUGAAGUUAUUCAUUACGCUUUGGAUGGUGUAUCAAUACACCCAGUCACUACAAAGAUAUAGCCAUCCUUUCUAACUCAGUUGCUGGAGAGGAAGGAAACCGCUCAGGGAUUUCACUGAGGUCAAUGGUGACUUUAAAACAGUUAGAGUUUAAUGGCUGUGAUAGGAGAAAACUGAGGAUGGAUCAACAACAUUGUAGUUACUCGACAAUACUAACCUAAAUGACAAAGUGAAAAGAAGAAGCCAGUACAGAAUAAAAAUAUUCAAAAACAUGCAUCCUGUUUGCAAUAAGGCACUAAAGUAAAACUGCAAAAAAUGUGGCAAAGAAAUCAACUUUAUGGAGGGUUGAUAGUAUCGGAGUCUGUAAGGUGAAGUUAGUGUAACAAUGUAGCAGGAGGGUUUACAGUAAUGGAGUCUGAAAGGGGCAGUUAGUGUAACAAUAUAGCAGGAGGGUUUACAGUAAUGGAGUCUGUAAGGUGAAGUUAGUGUAACAAUGUAGCAGGAGGGUUUACAGUAAUGGAGUCUGUAAGGUGAAGUUAGUGUAACAGUGUAGCAGGAGGGUUUACAGUAAUGGAGUCUGAAAGGUGAAGUUAGUGUAACAGUGUAGCAGGAGGGUUUACAGUAAUGGAGUCUGAAAGGGGCAGUUAGUGUAACAGUGUAGCAGGAGGGUUUACAGUAAUGGAGUCUGAAAGGGGCAGUUAGUGUAACAGUGUAGCAGGAGGGUUUACAGUAAUGGAGUCUGAAAGGUGAAGUUAGUGUAACAGCGUAGCAGGAGGAUUUACAGUAAGGGAGUCUGAAAUGUGAAGUUAGUGUAACAGUGUAGCAGGAGGGUUUACAGUAAGGGAGUAUGAAAGGUGAAGUUAGUGUAACAGCGUAGCAGGAGGGUUUACAGUAAGGGAGUAUGAAAGGUAAAGUUAGUGUAACAGCGUAACAGGAGGGUUUACAGUAAUGGAGUCUAUAAGGUAAAGUUAGUGUAACAGUAUAGCAGGAGGGUUUGCAGUAAGGGAGUCUGAAAGGGGAAGUUAGUGUAACAGCGUAGCAGGAGGGUUUACAGUAAGGGAGUAUGAAAGGUAAAGUUAGUGUAACAGCGUAACAGGAGGGUUUACAGUAAUGGAGUCUAUAAGGUAAAGUUAGUGUAACAGUAUAGCAGGAGGGUUUACAGUAAGGGAGUAUGAAAGGUGAAGUUAGUGUAACAGCGUAGCAGGAGGGUUUUAAAAAAGAAGCCAGUACAGGAUAAAAAUAUUCCAAAACAUGCAUCCUGUUUGCAAUAAGGCACUAAAGUAAAACUGCAAAAGAAUUGUCUAAGAAAUGAACUUUAUGUCCUGAAUACAAAGAGUUAUGUUUGGGGCAAAUCCAACACAACACAUCACUAAGUACCACUCUUCAAAUUUUCAAGCAUGGUGGUGGCUGCAUCAUUCUAUUGGAUGCUUGUCAUCGGCAAGAACUAAGAGGUAUUUUUUAGGAUACAAAUAAAUGGAAUAGAGCUAAGCACAGGCAAAAUCCUAGAGGAAAACCUGGCUCAGUCUGCUUUCCAACAGACACUGCGAGACAAAUUCACCUUUCAGCAGGACAGUAACCUAAAACACAAAGCCAAAUAUACACUGGAGUUGCUUUUUCAAGUUUCAAGUUUUAAUGUCACAUGCACAAGUACAGUGAAAUGCCUUUCUUGCAAACUCAAAAACCAACAAUGCAAUAAUCAAUAAGAAUGUAAUACUAGAAUUUAAAAAACAUGAGAAAUAAGAAGAAAUAUGAAUAACACAAUAAGUAAGCAUACUAUAUACAGGGCCUUUCCAAUACCAUAUUUACAAUGUGCAGGGAUACUGGGGUGCUAUCGUAAGUUAUCAUAAGUUAUUGCUAUCAUAAGUUGAAUGCACCAAUUUGUAAGUCGUUCUGGAUAAGAGCGUCUGCUAAAUGAUGUAAAUGUAAAUGUAAAAUGUGAUGGAGGUAGAUAUGUAUAGGGGUAAGGUGACUUGGAAUCAGGAUAUAAGAUAAACAGAGUAGCAGCAGCUUGUAUGUAAGUGGGAGUGUGUGUGUAGAGUCAGUAUAAAUGUACAGUACCAGUCAAAAGUUUGGACACACCUACUCAUUCAAGGAUUUUUCUUUAUUUUGACUAUUUUCUAAAUUGUAGAAUAAUAGUGAAGACAUCAAAACUAUGAAAUAACACAUAUGGAAUCAUGUAGUAACCAAAAAAGUGUUAAACAAUUCAAAAUAUAUUUUAUAUUUGCGAUUCUUCAAAGUAGCCACCCUUUGCCUUGAUGAAAGCUUUGCACACUCUUGGCAUUCUCUCAACCAGCAUGUUAUUUGUGAGUGCGCAGAUGAUGGAGUGAGUGUGUGUGUGAGUGUGUAGGGCCCUGUGAGUGUGUGUGUGUGUGUGUGUAUAGGGCCCUGUGAGUGUGCAUAAAUAAAAGGUCAAUAAGGAUACAAGGUUAACUCAGAUAGUCCGUCUAGCCAUUUAUCAGUCUUAUUGCUUGGGGAUAGAAGCUGUUCAAGAGCCUGUUGGUGUCAGACUUGAUGCACCAGAGAGAACAGUCUGUGUCUUGGGUGGUUGGAGUCUUAAACAAUUUUCCGGGCCUUCCUACCACACUGCCUGAUAUAGAUGUCCUGGAUGGCAGGGAGCUCGGCCCUAGUGAUGUAAUGGGCUGUCCGCACCACCCUCUGUAGGGUUAUAGACUCCCUUACUGUAAACCCAUACCAGGCAGUGAUGCAGCCAGUCAAAAUGCUCUCAAUGUUACAGCUGUAGAUCUUUUUGAGGAUUUGAGGGCCCAUGCCAAACAUUUUCAACCUCCUGAAGGAGAAGAGGCGCUGCCGCACCUUCUCAACCUUCGUGUGUUUGGACCAUUUUAAGUCUUUAGUGAUUUGGACACCGAGGAACUUGAAGCUGUCGACCUGCUCCACUGCGGCCCCGUCGAUGUGGAUGGAGGCGUUUUCACCCCCCCCCCCGUUUCAUCUAGUCCACGAUCAGCUCCUUGGUCUUACUGAAGUUGAGGGAGAGGUUGCUGUUCUGGCACCACACUGCCAGGUCUCUGACCUCUUCCCUGUAGGCGUAACCAAGACGACAUCUAAUGUUCCUGCGUGGCCUACUUACAGUUUUAACUUAACUUGGCUUGAAAAUCUAUGGAAAGACCUGAAAAUGGCUGUCUAGCAAUGAUCAACAACCAACUUGACAGAGCUUGAAGAAUUGUAUAUAUAAUAUCCAGGUAUGCAAAGACUCACAGCUGUAAUUGCUGCAAAAGGUGAUUCUAACAUGCAUUGACUCAGGGGUGUGAAUACUUAUGUAAAUGAGAUAUUUCUGUAUUUCAUUUUCAAUACAUUUUCAAAAAUGUAUAAAAACAUGUUUUCACUUUGUGAUUAUGGGGUAUUGUGUGUAGAUGUCCUCACUAACCGGUACACUUACGCAACCUCAAUUCCCUUCCUCCCUUCCUCCCAUCUCUCUCUCCCCCUUCCCACCUUCCAUUGAUUUUGCGUCCCAAAUGGCACCCUAUUCUCUACAUAGUGCACUAAUUUAGACCAGAGCCAAGCUCAUAGGGAGGAAAUAGGAUGCCAUUUUGGAUGCAGCCACUUUCCAUUCUAUUUACGUUGCCUGAAUUGACCCUGAUUACCGGAUCACUUCUUGAUUCUAGGCUCUUCACGAAAUCACAAAAUGUUCCCACGACCAGGCUUACAGGGUCUGUGGACCCACACGUGACAAGGUGACAACUUCAAUGUCGUAGCAAAUCAAAAAUGGUGACCUAGGUCAUGAGAGCUUGCCUUCCUCCUCACGAGCAGACAGACAUACAGAAAGACAGUCACACACAGACAGGUAGGCAGACACAGACAGGCAGACACAGACAGGCAGACACAGACAGGCAGACACAGACAGGCAGACACAGACACAGACAGGCAGACACAGACAGGCAGACACAGACAGGCAGACACAGACACAGACAGGCAGACACAGACAGGCAGACACAGACACAGACAGGCAGACACAGACAGGCAGACACAGACAGGCAGACACAGACACAGACAGGCAGACACAGACAGGCAGACACAGACAGGCAGACACUGACAGGCAGACAGACAGGCAGACACAGACAGGCAUACGCAGGCAGACGCAGGCAGACGCAUACAGACAGACAGGCAGACAAAGACAGACAGGAAGCUUGUCAUGGAACACAAUGCAUUCAUAAAGAGAUAGAAAUAAGAUCACUUCCUGUUUCUGAGUGAUUGACAACCAAUCACUGAUUCAGAAAUAGAUGACAACAAUGAGGAAUACAUUAGUACCUAUAGAAACCAUUGGGAAAGAGAAGUGGAUCAUAAAGUUAUCUAGUCCUGAUGAACAGAGAUGCAGUCCUAGCCAGGCCUGAUGAGCAGAGAUACAGUCCCAGUCAGGCCUGAUGAGCAGAGAUACAGUCCCAGUCAGGCCUGAUGAGCAGAGAUACAGUCCCAGUCAGGCCUGAUGAGCAGAGAUACAGUCCCAGUCAGGCCUGAUGAACAGAGAUGCAGUCCUAGCCAGGCCUGAUGAGCAGAGAUACAGUCCCAGCCAGGCCUGAUGAGCAGAGAUACAGUCCCAGUCAGGCCUGAUGAGCAGAGAUACAGUCCCAGUCAGGCCUGAUGACAACAUAAACUGAGGUCCUUGAACUCUCAACCUACUAGCCCUCAUAUACCAUCAUGGCCACCUAAUUAUCCCCUUCUCUCUCUCUCUCUCUCUCUCUCUCUCUCUCUCUCUCUCUCUCUCUCUCUCUCUCUCCUCUCUCUCUCUCUCUCUCUCUCUCUCUCUCCCUCUCUCUCUGUCUCUCCCUCUCUCUCUGUCUCUGUCUCUCCCUAUCUCUCUCUCAUUUAGAUCCAGUGCUAGCUACCGUCUGAAGCACAGGGUGAGUCUGGAGGAUCUGUGGCUUUAUGGUUUUGAGGAUGAGCCCGAGGAGGAAGAGGGAGGACGGGGAGUGAUCGACCUCAGGACCUCCCUUGUCUUGGCCUGGCCCCUUGCCUUCUGUGUGGUGUCCUUCCGGUGAGCAACAGCCAUCCUCCGUGUGCACACUCAUACUUGUGCAAAGACACAUAGGGCCCCGUGUAGCUCAGUUGGUAGAGCAUGGCGCUUGCAACGCCAGGGUUGUGGGUUCGAUUCCCACGGGGGCCAGUAUAUAAAAAAAAAAGUAUGCACUAACUGUAAGUCGCUCUGGAUUAGAGCUAAAUGACUAAAAUGUAGAUGCGUAAGGCAGACAGGUGCCCACACACACACACACAUACACACACUCACAGAUGACACACAGGCACACACAGAGAGACAGAUGCCCAGGCAGGCACACACACAGAUCAAAACACGUGUCUUUUAACUCAAUGAGAAACAUUUCUCACACAUCGUUCUCAACGUAGACAUAACAAAUAACAAGUGAAGUUUCUCUAUCUUUUUUCUCACUACUGACAUUACAGGACAAUGACUAAUUCUCUGAACACCCAAAGGGUAAAGGUUAGAAAACUACACAAUGAGCCACUACUGAGCAGUAAGUUCAGCUUACUGGCAUUUCAAAGUACAACUAUUACAAUUUGAGGAUAAUGGAGUCAACCUAACUCUAACAUCCAUAAAUUCAAAUUCAAGAUUCAUAUGAACAGUUCCUUUUGACCCAUUUGGUUUUCCUGGGAGAUACACUGUGCACAAACAGCAGUACAGCAGUAUCCUUGGAUUGACCUAACAUAUAUAUUGAGUUUCUUCAGAAAUGCUUUCCAUAAGGUCUUGAAUGAAUAGGGAAGUUAGAAAAAUCUGCACCAUCACAAGAUAAUGGCUGGUGAAACAGGAAGUGUGAAGCUGACCAUCAGACCUCAGGUCACAUGUCAGGGGCUUUACAGCAAUGGACUUUCAAAUAAAGAGAGAGGGUGGGAAUUGUAAUGUCACAAAUGGAGACAAACAGACAUAACAUAAGGGGAUUGAAUAGUUAUUUAAUAACAAUCAGUGCCUGUUUUUAUCAGGAAUGAUAGCUAUCCCUUGUUGGUGUAGAUAUGGGUAAUUUAGUCAUCUUAUUGGGGUCUGAGUCAUGGACUCCCACAGUUUCGUGUCAAACAAACUAGUCAAAUAAGUGUGACCGUUGUUGACUCGAGUCAUUCUUAGAGUCUGGGGUUCGCCAGUUUAUCAGCCUACUGUUUACCAGUAAGCACCAACUGUACAUGAGCUGGUCUGUUGGGAAAGUGUAUGUAAAAGCCUAUUUUAUAGUCAUCCAAAAGUAUGGGCUCUAACGAAGGCCCUAACGAACGCCCUAACGAAGGCCCUAACGAACGCCCUAAAGAAGACCCCAACGAACGCCCUAACGAACGCCCUAAAGAAGGCCCUAAAGAAGGCCCUAACGAAGGCCCAAAAGAAAGCCCAAAAGAAAGCCCUAACGAAGGCCCUAACGAAGGCCCUAACGAAGGCCCUAAAGAAAGGGCUAAAUAAGGCCCUAAAUAAGGCCCUAAAUAAGGCCCUAACGAAGGCCCUAACGAAGGCCCUAACGAAGGCCCUAACGAAGGCCCUAAAGAAGGCCCUAAAGAAGGCCCUAAAGAAGGCCCUAAAUAAGGCCCUAAAUAAGGCCCAAACGAAGGCCCUAACGAAGUCCCUAAAGAAGGCCCUAACGAAGAACCUAACGAAGGCCCUAACGAAGCCACAACCCAAGGUCAAGGAAAACAAAAGACAAUAAAACAGAUGCACUUCUAAAGGCCUCACUCACAUCCACGCUUCCCCAGAGUCAAGUGAUCCCCUUUUACAAAUAAAUGACUAUCAUCUAUACAGGUGAGUGAGGGUUAGAGUCUCCCGUGUGUCUCUUUCCACACGGCGAUGACAGCAGCAGCCCCAGCACAGGAGGAAGUGGUGUCUUUGGUCGGGGGCCGCCAUGACGUUGCUUCCUGUCCCCAUGACUGAGUUAGAGUUUCCAGUGCUGUAGUUAAAAGAGCCCAAGGGCGUGCUGUGUCUCUUCAGUCUGUUAGUCUGUCCGUCCGUGUGUUUGGUUCGUUCCUCUUUCACUGUGGAUUAGUAACUCACGCCACGCUGUUAUUUUGCCUGCAGCUUGCCUGAGGUGAAAGAACGCUGGUUGGAUACUCUUCACAGGUAAGCACUACUAUUUGUCUACUAAAAUGUAUUUGUUUAGUUUUUAUUGGACCUUGAUUUAAACAGGGAGUCACCAUUGAGACCAGGGUCUCUUUCGCAAGGGAGCCCUGCACAUACAAUUCAUAGACACAUAAAAAAAAUAAAAAUAGCUAACUAAAAUUCAGCACUAUUAACUCUAUACAUACUGUAAAUGCCUCUUGAUUGUGCCGUAAAUGGUUACCCUGGUUACUGGGUUAUACUAUAUCAUUGAGAUAGUCAUAAUCUUUAAUAACAGUUUUAUUUAUUUUUUAUAGGGGGUAGAUCAGCUUAAAUAUUGCGAAAAGAUUGUGGGAUCUAUCAAUGUAAUUGUGAUCUAUCAAUGUAUUUGUAAUAACUUGCAGUAUCAAUGGGACUGUACUGUCAAUGUCAUUCAAUUACAUACAGUAUAAUAUAUAAAUGUGUGCACGCUUGACUGUUAGUUUCUUUGGAUAAAAGCGUCUGCUAAAUGGCAUAUAUUAUAUUAAUUAGUACUGAAGGGUAGUAUAAAGACAUAGGAACUGUAUUUUAGUUCAUAUUACCAUAUUCUUCAUGAUGUCACAACUUAUAGUAUAUAGUUAAAAUAGAAAUAUUAGUGGUAAUCAUCAUUUUCAUUCAUAAUCAAAUUAAGAUUCUAUCAUAUUGAAAAUAUCCAUUUGAUCCUCUUUUAAAACAUGAUGCACCCCUCACCACACACACACACACACACACACACACACACACACACACACACACACACACACACACACGCAAACACAAUAUAGACUAGUCUCUCUCCACAGCCCUCUAAACAGGGACUAGUCUCUCUCUAGUAUGGCUCACCAGAAUAGUUAGGAAUUUACUUGAGAUCAAUCAAAUGUUAAUAUUUGUAUGUUUUUUGAAUCAUUCCAGGAAAGUAAAAGUAGCAACAGAGAGGGCAGGUUCUAUCACACCUCUCCCAAGUGUUCUGAUGAAGGUGCUGAGCAACAACAGUAUCACAGUAAGUUUCUCACUUAGGGCCUGUCCCAAAUGGCACCCUAUCCUGUAUACAGUACACUGCAAAAGUAGUGAACUGUAGGGAACAGAGUGCCAUUUGGGAUGCAACUUUAGCUUACUCUCCAGUGUGCUAGAUAUACAGCAACUGCUAUUAGAACACCUGAAACAGAGAAGAGCUGUGUGAUUUAUUACCAUAGCACAUACUGUGUCGAAUGUAGACAUAUUCCCUGAUACCUCACUCAGAUUCUUGUUACCAAAGGUGGUGAUGGCAGAUACUGUAGAAAAGAUGGAUCUGCUUUCACCUGUGUCCAGUCGGUCAUUGAUAUCGAGAUACCAUUGUAUUGCUCGGCUAUUGAUAUCAAGAUAUCAUUGUCUUGCCAAUUCAUAAUAUUCACUCUUAUUCAAUCUAUUGCUCUCAUGUUGAUGGGCUUUGAUGGCUCUGAAGAGGCAUAUAACCUCUAAAAAAAGCCAUUAACAGUAAGGACGGUAUAUCGGACAUUCUUAGAAAGGCACUCAAUGCAGACACAUUGCAGCACGUCAAAAGAUGUUCUAUGGUCAUUCAGGCAUUAUAGACCUUUGUUUGACACCAUUAAAAUUGUACUUAUAGAAUUAGAACGAGCAUACAUUGACCUUUACCGAAAUAGUAUAAUUGCUUCUGGAAGCAGUCGACUUUAUCUUCAACAACUUUCAUCUGCAUCAUAGAUAAUUCUCUCUCUCUCUCUCUCUCUCUCUCUGUGUUUCAGGCUAAAACUAUGACAGGAAGUGGCAAGGAGCCGUUUAUCGAGUUUCUCCUUGAUGUGAGUACCGUACAGUACAGACCACGCUUCUGCUUCUCUCAUCCAUGUGUCAAUUGUUCUGGAAUCAACACGUGUUGGGAAACACCUUUGGUUUCCCUGGACCUCAGGGGGAAAAUAUGAGGCUUAUUUUUAGGUUUGAUGGGGGAAUUCGAACUACUGCAAUCUGUUGCUCAAAUAAUAGUAUAACAUAUAUAUAUAUAUAUAUAUAUAACAGAAGUGUAUACAUUGUAACACUUGAUUGAUACUGUACAGUGAUGAUGCUUUUUGAAGGAGGGUUUGUGUUUCUUCAAAUGGAGGACCUUGUGUUGAUCUUGAGGGCAUAUUGGUGUGAAAGUGGUGGGUGUUUUUGAGGGGUAUUUUUGUGGGGUAAAUUGCUUGUGUGAUGGAGGAGUUUAAGGAGGGAGUGCGGACCACCCUGCACAUGGAAACAGGCGUGCAGACACAGGGUGUGUGGUUUAGGGGGCUUAGAGCAGAGGCUCCUCCCCUCCCCUCCCUCCCCUGCCACACGUUCCUCACACAUGCUCAUGACAACAUCUCCUGUUUUGUAUUUUCAGGGCGGCACAAAGAUCCCCACCCUGCCCAGGGAGUUGUGUAAGGCAAAAGCAACGCAGCCCAUUGGUGAGUUUGAACAUCGCUGAAAAACAACGUCAUGGUAUCAGUUAGCAUUACUGUAUACUGUGCCCCUUAUAAUAUCUCCCUUUUAUUACGCAAUACUGCAUACUACAUGUAUACCUACACAAGUUGUCUAAUCAUUUGGCUUCUUUCGUAACAGAAAAUGGCGGCAUCAGUAAGAGAAGCAUCAGCAUCUUGAGGAAGUUGAAGAGGAGUUCCACCCUCACCAGCAUGUCCUUCUGUCCAGACACAGACUCCAAGAGCCAACUGUUUGGACAGCCUCUCUCCAAGACCUGCCCAGAGGAUGGGAUGCUUCCCAAGCCUAUCACAGUACGUCAGUCUACCACAGCUUUCUUGGUUCUGUACUAUCUUGGUUCUGUACUAUCUUGGUUCUGUACUAUCUUGGUAUGUCAGAUUGUCAUUAUUUGGACAAGGUGUGUGGCUGUGGGCAUUGAGUGAGAAAGAUUUUAUUGAUUGUGCGACAUAACAUAACACUUUUCUUUCAUGAACUGAACUGCCAUAAUGAGUCUUAGUGACAGCUAUUGAUUUGACCCGCACCACAUUCUACCAAGUGUCUGCUAGGUAGCGUCCGCUAAUGGGGAUCCGAAUAAAAUAAAAUAAAAUAAAUAAACCCUUUUAACUAAACACCUUGGUAGAAUGAGGUACAUGUCAAUUCAAAAGUUGUCACUAGGACUCAUUACGGCAGUUCAGUUCAAGAAAGGAUUUAUUGAUUAGGGCAGUUGAUUAAUCAGGUCAUUGAAUUAUCACUAAUAAGUGCAGUUAGUUAACAAAGCACUUGAUAAUGGUUGCUAAGAACCUGCCUGUCUGCAACCCAACCAUAGAUUUGGUCUACAUUUGAUGUUCCAGCUGAUAAACACGCAUAACGCACCAACCGCCUGUCUCACUCUGACCCCGCCCUCCCCCUCACAGAACACAUGAUGUGCACACACACACAGUCACACACACACACAGUCACACACACACACAGUCCCACACACAGUCACACACACCACACCACACCACACACACACAGCAGGGUGUUUGAUUUGUUCAUGCCUUUUCUCAGCCUGGUCUGACCUCUCCUUGUUCUUCUCUCUCCCCACCAGGAGAUAUUGGUGCUUCUGUGGAAGAAAGGCCCCUCCACAGAGGGGGUGUUCAGGAAGGCCUGCAACAAUAAGACCCUGAAGGCCAUCAGGGAGCAGCUCAACAGUGGGAUGGAGGUGGAGAUGGAGGCCCUGCCCGUGGUUCUCCUGGUGGGUCUACUCAAGGUAAAGAGUCUGUCCCAUCUGUCCGUCCAUCGUUCCGUUGGACGCCCUCGCUACUUAUCAGCAGUCUUCUAUUGUGUUCUAACCUCCGACACCUUCCCUCCUAAUUACAGAGUUUUCUGAACGAGCUCCCGGGACGCCUGCUAGUGUCGGAGCUGUAUGAGACCUGGAUGAAGGCCCUGGAGAGUGAGGACGUCCACCAAAGAAGCUUGGAGCUCAAGAGGUAAGCUACCAAACACUAACGAGCUGAUGCUAGCCUAAAAGUAGCAUUAGCUAGCCUCUACUAGGACCAACUGCUAAUGCUAUUCUAAAUGUGGCAUUAGCGCUAGCUACUAUAGCUACUAGCUACUAUACCACCUGUCCAGUCACCCCCAUUGGUGACCUAUAAAUCUGUAAGCUACUCGAGAGGCCGUACACAAAUGAAAUGCUAAUGUGAAACUAAUAAAGGCGUUUGGUUGAAUACAAAAAACCCUGAACUUUUCCAUUGCUGUUGUAGGUGUAGCAAAGCAUAUAUUCAGGGGGCUUUUGAAUGGAGUUUUUCAGAGAUUCAGACAAAGAGGAAGUAGUGCCUCUCCCCUCAAUGUGUAUGAUUCAGACAAGGCACUUCUCUUUUUCGUUGAAUUCCCCCACUCAAAAAAGAGAAGCUAAAAAUAACACUUAAAAAAAAAAAGAGCGCCAAACUGAUCUACAUUUUCUUCCUGUUCUUUCUCUCCUCCCUUCUCUCUUCCCUCCUCCUCUCAGGGUGGUAGACAAGCUACCAGGGCCUAACAUCCUCCUGCUGCGGAACAUUCUGUGUGUGCUCCACCACAUCACAGAGAGCGGGCGCGCCAACAAGAUGGACGCCAAGAAUUUGGCGGUGUGCAUCGCACCCACUCUGCUGCAGAAGGACAUCAUGUCCUUAGACUUGCAGACCGUGGAAAAGGUGAGAAUACGGUUCAGACUGGACUCCUUGAAGCUGCCAAUGUGGUUUUCAUACACUGAAAACCACAGCGUGUGUAUGUGUGUUUUGUGUGUCUGUAGCCUGUACUGAAACAGCACUGAGUUGUUCAGCGAAAGGAAAUGCGAAAUCUUCACACUUUCAAACAAUAUUACUUUCAAUCACUCAACCCUCUUUCUAAGUAAUGUUGACCUUUCAUGUUCUUUGUGAUGUUUCCUUCAGGCGGCAGAACUGACAAGGUUCCUGAUAGAGUAUUGCUGUGAGAUCUUUGGAGAAGAUGUCCUGAGCCUUUUGGGAGGUCCCGAUGAGGAUAGCUCAGGUAAGCGAACUGGGCUGCUUUGGGCUCCACUCUUUGCAGUGCUACACAUUGUUUCACAGAACAUGAGAACAUUCUGUGAGCACAGAUUUCUGGGAACCCAUUUCAAAGGGCUUGAAAUCAAGUAGAACAAUGGGAAUAGGAAUCAUACACUGCAACUGAUCAAUGUUCUGCCUCUUUCUCCUCAGAAUCUGUGUCGUCACAGCGGCACGACUCUGCGUAUGACAGCACCGACCCGGACUCUGAGGGGGACAGCAGCGGGUCCACGCAGGGAGAGGGGGAAAGGGGCAGCUCGUCCCCAUCUCUCCUCUCCGAGUGCGGGAUGGAACGCGGCGCUGUCCCCUCCUGCCCCUCCAAUGCCAUCUUCCACACCUUCACCAACACGAAGCCGUUUAACCGCCGCUGCUCAGAGCCAAUCAUCUUCCCCUCUGCCGAGACAAGGAACCUGGCCUGUAGCCAUGAUGACUUCUCCGUGGAGGGCCGGGACUUUGAGGAACAGCCACUCAAAAAGCAGAUCUCUAAUGACUCCUUCCUGCUCCCGGGGCAUGGUGCCUCCACCAGGCCCGCCGCCACGCUGUCCCUUCCCAAACUCGGCGGUAGCCAGACGAUGACUUGGCGGCAGCUUGACCUGUCAUGCUCAUCAUCCUGCUCCCUGGAGAGCGCCAACUCCAACGCAUCGGAUGGCUCUGUGUUUACCAGCUCGCCGCUGGCCUCCCCGGUCUGCCCACGCAGGGCCCAGUCCACACGUCCGAGGGCGGACACGGUGGAAGUGGCCAAGCGACGCACCCAGUCCAUGAAGGUGGACAGCAAAGCCUCGAUGAGGACCAAGAGCCUGGGAGCCUUUGGCUUCUCCCGGACCAGCCUGAAGAAAGGCGAUCUCCAGAAGGAGAAGCCUUUCCCCUGUGGAACCCUCCAGGAGGACUCCCUGAGUGAGGCAGAGGCCCCGGUGGCCGAGGACCAUCUCAGGCAGAAGCGCCCCCUGUCUGCCGUGGUCUUCCAGUGGGUGGACAGCAGACUGCCCUCCCAGCUCCCCUCGUAUGAGCAGGCAGUCCAGAGUGUGACUCAGCCCGCCCUGUCACAUUACGGCUCCAUGACUGUCAGAGCCGCAGCCGCCACUCUCAGCAGGAAGCCCCGCCCAGCCUCUAUGAACGAAAACGUCCUGUACUCCUGUACCGUCAAUCAAAACACAGACUGCUUCUCUCAGGGGACAGACAGUGAUGAUGUCACCGCAGCCCAACAACAUUCCGGCGUGUUCCGCCAGCGAGCGAUGUCUGAGUCUGUGCCGAGAGCAUGCCAUGAGACCAUGUCACACCAUGAGACUGUGUCACGGAGGUGCAGCCAGCCCGUGUUCGAGGAGAAUUCUUACGCCAAGGAGUCCUACGUUUAAUGGCCUUUUUCUGACAUUAUAUCUCACUUUUUUCACUUUGAAUGUACACAAAUUAUAAUGUACAACUGCUAAGUUGAACUUGCUGAGUAGCACUGUUUAGAAUACAGAAUUAAAGAUAUCCACCUGAAAAGCUAUUUAUGAAGGUAGAUACUCCUCUACUCUAGGAACAGCAAAGCUAUGUAAAUAAUCACAAUCUGAAUCUGCAGGUAUAGAGGGUAUAGAACGAUAUGCUAUUUUGGAUAUUUCUUCUACAGUUUAACUUUUGUUAAUAUAAUGAUAUGUCCUGUACAU
Messenger RNA from Coregonus sp. 'balchen', 17489 nucleotides. Lineage: Eukaryota; Metazoa; Chordata; Actinopteri; Salmoniformes; Salmonidae. The record is from the annotation of a GenBank genome assembly.